UAUUAUAUUGUCAGUACAGCGUCGUCUGCAAGAUUCUCUUUGCAGUCAUGGCGGUCUCUAGGAAAACACGUGGGAAAAGCAUAAAUGCUCCCAGGAAUAAAAUCGAAAAUGCUGUCAAUAAGAUGACACCCGAGAUUUAUUUCGCCCGGAAGUUGGCUUCUAACGAGAAGAAAAUUCGUGACAGAUCGCUCAAGAAAUUGAGGCGAUGGAUUGCAGCACGAUCAGCAGUCCCUGACGCAUUUUCUGAGGAUGAACUUAUGAAAUUGUGGAAGGGACUCUUUUACUGCAUGUGGAUGUCCGACAAACCCUUGAUCCAGGAAGAUCUCGCUGAAACCAUUUCUGAGCUUGUGCAUUCUAUUAUUGAUCGUAAGACAGGCUUGAAAUUCAUUACAGUUGCACUUAAAACUAUGGCCAACCAUUGGUCUGGCAUUGACACUUGGAGGAUGGAUAAGUUUUUAAUGUUUGUCAGGAGAAUUGUUCGCCAUAGUCUAGAGUACCUCGACAAUGGAGAGUGGAAAGAGGAAGAAGUAGAUGCUUUCUCACAAAUUAUAUCAGAUGUCGUCAUGAAUGCAAAUGAAUGUACAGCAGAACUGAAAGUUCCACUAGGUUUACAGUUGCAUUUAGUAAAUUUGUUUCCAGAAGAGUUAGCCAAGGCUGGUGGUGAAGAACUAAAGGCUUCAACCAUCUCAAAAAUGAUUGAACCAUUUGCUAAAUGUCUUGCCAAAAGCAAUGACUAUAGAUUGAAAAAAGAUAUCCAUCAGUUUAUUUUCACCUACUUGAUCAAACAAAGUGAUGAAGCAUUAGAAUAUGAGGAACAAGGCCUUGACAAACAAGCCAUCAUCUCUAUGAGUGAUGCCAAAGCCAACAGGAAAAAGGCUAUGAAGAAAGCAAAAAGAAAUCAAGUGGUUGUCCAAGAAAAAGAAGAGGAAGAGGUUGAGGAAGAAAAAGAAGAGGAGGAGGUUGAGGAAGAAAAAGAAGAUAACGAUGAAAAUGUCGAGGAAACCAAUGAAGGUGGUGAAACCGAAGACGAAGAAGAAGAGGUUCUUGGGGAUGACGACAUGGAGAUGGAAGAAUCAAAUUUGGAUUGGGGAGCGAAGGAUCCCAGAGCCGGGGGCGUCGACGCUAUUAUUCCUCAGAUCAAACCAGAUUACAAUCAAAUAGCAGACAUGCUUUUCCAAAUGGCAUCAGAAAAAUCGGUUCGCAGCAAAAAUCGGAAAGCCAUUUAUGAUAUUGUUAAAAAGUUUCGUGACUUGGCAACCGGAAUUUAUCCCUUGGCGGUCAAUUUCCCUACCGUUGGGCCAGGUCUGACCCCUAGGUCUAUGAAGUCAGCUGCCAAACAGUUCAUUAAAGAUGAACUGGCAAUGACUGCACAGAGAGAGGCUGAUAAGCUGGAGAUGAAGAAAUCGUCUAAAGCAAGUAGAAAGCUCCGUGCAACCGAAACGGACAUCUCUGACGAAUUAUUGGAGGAUGUUUUCGAAGGAGAAGACGAUGGUGCAGUAGUUGGUGAAGAAGGCAGCGAUUUCGCUGAUCUUGAUGAUGAGGAUGACGAGGAUAGUGACGACAACUUGGACGAUUCUGACGGUGAGGAAGACAUUUCUGACGAGGACGAUGAAGUGUCAGAUGAAGACGACGACGACGACGACAUCUCAGACGAAGACGACGAAGAUGAAGAAAACAUGUCAGAUGAUGAAGAUGCCACGCUGGACGAAGAAGAGGAGGAAGAGGAGAAAGUAGUUGUUGCUCCCAGACCGAUUGCAAAGGUUGUUCCAAGAGUGAAAAAACCAGCGACUUUCGAAGUUGAAAACAAUUGGGAAGAAGAAGACGCACCUGCCCCUGCCUCUAUGCAACAGCUAAAACAGAAACUUAAGGCCGGUAAAAGACCAAAAAAUUCUGGCUGGAGCGAGUCCCUUACAAAAGGGGAAACAGAGAUCGUGAUUCCCAAUAAGAAAUUUAAAGGAUCUGUCAAAUUACAGCCUGCUCAAACACCAGAAGCAGCUACUCCUGAAAAUCCUAAAUUGAAUACAUCCAACAACAGCGGAAACCGACGAGUGAAUUUCGUGCUCAACAAAAAUACAGCCCAAGAACCGAAAGACUACCAAGAGUCUCUACGAAAGAGCCCAGGAGUUCCACACGAUCCCGAUCGUCAACCCAGUGGUGGUGGUGUGUUGAAACGAAACGAUUCUGCUCGUACAAAAGCGGCCUCUGCGUCCUCUCCCGUUGCUCGUAAACCCCAGCGCGGUGGCCGUGCUGGAAGACCGUUGUCUAGAUUUUGAUAAGUUUUUUUUUUUCACAAAACUUCACACAGUUGACUCACUUCGAAGCCUUGGCAUCAUAACUCCCCUGUCACCGUUGGACUCUCAUAGCUGGAAGUCUAUUCCAAAUAAACUUGACAAAUGACAAUGCAGUUGACGGUAAAUUGUAUUAUUUUACCAUUGCAAUCCAAAACUGCCGGAUAAGUUAUCCAUUUGAUUGGCUAUUGCUGUAAGUGGAAUUUGAAUAAAAGGUGUUUGAUACGCUUAUCAGAACGGAA
Molecule: messenger RNA, 2530 nt
Organism: Daphnia pulicaria
Lineage: Eukaryota; Metazoa; Arthropoda; Branchiopoda; Diplostraca; Daphniidae
Product: ribosomal RNA processing protein 1 homolog A-like
Exons: 8
Coding region: 48-2273 (741 amino acids)
Biological process (GO): rRNA processing
Cellular component (GO): preribosome, small subunit precursor; nucleus; preribosome, large subunit precursor
Source: RefSeq, a predicted model, not a curated record